AAGGUAAAACCUCUCCAUUCUUCCCUUCCUCCGCCGAUCGGCACACCACACAGACAACAACACACUCUGCUGAAAAUGCCAAAGCCAACAAUCCCUCUUUCAUCUUUGCACCUGCGCAAAUUCCACCUCUUCCGUUGCUUCUCCGCGCUCCCCAAUUCGCACGCCCGCCAUUUCCUCACCCUUCAGCCGCUUCCGCUGCCGCCGCCGGGGCCGCGAUUCCAGCCUCCAAAAAUUUUCCCCCACUCCAGCUCCUUUCAAUUUCAGCGCUUUUUUAUUAGGGAUUUUUCUUCCGAGGCCGAUGGCGCUUCCUCGAGUUCUGUCGCUGAAAGCGAGAAGGAGUCAGGGGAAGAAUCCAUGGCGGAAUUGCUUUCCAGCGAGCUUCUGAAAGAUCUCGUUGCAGAGCCUCUCCCGUUGCCUAAGAGGCUCGAUCUUUCUUUCUCUCACAUAACUGUAAGCUCUGAUUUAAUCCUCGAUACGCUUAAUAUUUCCCCCGAUGCGGGGCGUGUAGCUCUUGAUUUCCUUAAUUGGGUUAAGUCUCGGCCUGGUUUUGAGCCAAGUGAUGAAGUUUAUUCACAUUUUGUCGAUUAUUUUGGGAGAAGAAAGGAUUUCAAGGCUGCUCAUGAGGUUAUUGUGGAUGGAAAAGGAGUAGUAGGGAUUAAGUGUCUUGAGGCUUUAGUUGAUAGGUUGGUUAGAGCAGGUAGGCCUACACAAGCUGUGUCGUUAUUCGAUUCGAUGGGGAAAGAGUAUGGAUUUGCAAGGAACAUGGAUUCACUGAAGCUGAUAGUAUUGCGUCUUUGCGAAUUCGGGUUUGCGAGUUAUGCUGAAAAGAUGGUCAAGAGUUUGGCUAAUGAGUUCUUUCCAGAUGAGUAUAUAUGUGAUGCAUUGAUCAUGGGGUGGUGUGUUGAUGAGAAAUUAGACGAGGCGAAGAGAUUGGUGGAGGAAAUGAGACGGGGAGGGUUUGAGAUUGGUACGAAUGCGUACAAUGCGAUUUUAGACUGUGUUUGUAGGUUGUGUCGAAAGAAGGAUCCUUUCAGGCUUCAAGGGGAGGCUGAGGAUGUUUUGAUUGAGAUGGAAAGGAAUGGCGUGCCGCGGGAUGUGGAUACGUUUAAUGUGCUGAUUACCAAUUUGUGCAAGAUUAGGAAAACUGGGGAUGCGAUGAAUCUGUUUAACAGGAUGGGGGAAUGGGGUUGUUACCCUGAUGAAACUACUUUUGUUGUUCUAAUUAAAAGUUUGUAUCAGGCUGGACGGAUUGGCGAAGGUGAUGAAAUGAUCGAUAGAAUGAAGUCGGCAGGAUAUGGGGAUGCUUUGGAUAAGAAGGCUUAUUAUGAAUUUAUGAAGAUACUGUGUGGGAUCGAAAGAGUAGACCAUGCACUGAGUGUUUUUGAAAAGAUGAAGGACGAUGGCUGUGAACCGGGCAUUAAGACGUAUGAUUUGUUGAUGGGAAAGCUGUGCGCUUACAGGCGUUUGAAUAAGGCGAAUGCACUUUACAAGGAAGCUGAGAGUAGUGGAAUACCAGUCGAGCCUAAGUCUUACAUGGUCGAUCCAAGAAUUGUGAAGAAGAAGAAGGAGGCUGCUGCUGCAGCUGCUUUGAAGAAGGAGAAGAAAAGAGAGACAUUGCCUGAGAAGAUGGCCCGUAAAAGAAGACGCCUUAAGAAGAUUAGGUUAAGUUUCGUGAGGAAGCCAAAGCGGACAAUGCGCCGUGCUCUUUAAUUUAUUCAGGGUUUGAUUGUAUUUCAGUCACAUUUAAAGUUUGUGAUGGUUAGUCGUUUCAGGUAAUUUUUCUAUCAUCAUUUUUCUGAUUCAGCUUUAUUUUUUUGACACAUUUACCUUGUUAUUGGACUUAAAAAAAAAAAAAAUCUUUUUCUGAUUAGUAAGUUGUGUUUGAAUUUCAAUCCUGUUUCGCCACAAUGUUUAUGAAUGUUCCUAUGCUAAUAUCAGCUAUUUUUGGGACAUUUCUUGCCCAUCUCUACCGAAGUGUU
Messenger RNA from Andrographis paniculata, 1979 nucleotides. Its product is annotated as pentatricopeptide repeat-containing protein PNM1, mitochondrial. The coding region runs from base 76 to 1710 and encodes 544 amino acids. Gene Ontology annotation, molecular function: protein binding. The record is from RefSeq and is a predicted model, not a curated record. Lineage: Eukaryota; Viridiplantae; Streptophyta; Magnoliopsida; Lamiales; Acanthaceae. The transcript has a single exon.